Molecule: messenger RNA, 2420 nt
Organism: Passer domesticus (house sparrow)
Lineage: Eukaryota; Metazoa; Chordata; Aves; Passeriformes; Passeridae
Product: serine/threonine-protein kinase PAK 3-like
Exons: 18
Coding region: 1-1455 (484 amino acids)
Biological process (GO): regulation of axonogenesis; regulation of actin cytoskeleton organization; protein phosphorylation
Cellular component (GO): cytoplasm
Molecular function (GO): protein serine/threonine kinase activity; ATP binding
Source: RefSeq, a predicted model, not a curated record
AUGUGUGAUAGGUCAGAGAAGGAGAGCCUGCAAAGCAGCCUGCUGGAGGCACAGCAGCACAUACGGGAGCUGGAGAUGGCCAGGAGCCGUGUGGAAGCCCAAGUGCACAGGGCCUGGCAGGCCAAGGAGGCGAUACUGGAGGAUGUGAGGGGCCUUCGUCGUGAGCUGCUGGCUGAGAGACAACUGGAAGAGCAGCAUGUGGAGGCACGGAAGCAGCUGGAGGAACGGGCAAACUUCCUGGCAGAGAUGCUGCAGGAAGAGCAGCGUCAGAAGGCUGCUGUCAUCCACAAGGUGUACCAGCUGCAGAGAGAGCUGAAGCAAAGUGAGCAGCUGAGGCAGAAGUUGAAUGAGCAGUGGCAGAACGGGCAAGUCAUGCUGCAGGCUGAGCUGCAGGAAGCUGAGAGGAAGAUGAGGGCAAUGGAGAAGAGGCACCAAGAGGAAAUGGAAAGGAUGCACAAGGUCCUGCUGCAGUGCAGGCUGGCUGAAGAAAAGCAGGUGGACGCAGGAUCUGCCAUCGAAGCUGCUGGUGCAGCAGCAUCCUGCCAAGAAGCCUCCUCUCCACAGCCUGAAAACCAGAGCAUGAGCAGCUCGGCCCGCUCAAGCCAGGAGAGAGAGAAGUACUUCCUGAAGCUGCUGAGGGGUGUGGUGAGUGUGGAAGAUCCAGAAAAGAAGUACACUGGAUGGGAACAUCUUGGCAGUGGGGGCUUUGGAGCUGUUUAUAAGGCCUUCGACACUGCCACAGGACAAGCGGUGGCUGUAAAGGAACUUUAUCUCCAGCACCAGGGCUGUGAGGGAAUAUUAAAAGAAAUCCUGCUCAUGAGAGAAAAUAAGAACGCCAAUAUUGUCAGCUACUUAGAAAGCUACCUUGUGGAUGAGGCUGUCCUGCUGGUGUUGGAAUAUAUGGAUGGAGGCUCCUUAGCUGAUGUGGUCACUGUGAGAAGGAUGGCUGUAGGACACAUAGCAACAGUGUGUCGGGAGUGCCUUCAAGGCCUGGCUUUCCUUCAUGCCAAGCAGGUGAUCCACAGAGACAUCAAAAGCGACAACAUCCUUCUGGGCCGGGAUGGCUCCGUCAAGCUGGCUGAUUUUGGCCUCUGUGCUGUGCUCAGCCCUGAGCACAGGAAACGGAGGUCGAUGGUCGGGACCACUUACUGGAUGGCACCCGAGGUGGUGAGAAGAGAGCCUUACGGCCCCAAAGUGGACACCUGGUCCCUUGGCAUCGUGGGAAUAGAAAUGGCCACAGGAGAGGCUCCUUAUAUGCAGGAGACCAGUGUCAAGGCCAGCUACCUGAUAGGCAAGCAAGGGGUUCCAAAUCUGCACCAGCUCAGGCUCCCCCCUGGCUUGUGUGAAUUUCUGGGCUGCUGCCUGCAGAUGGAUGUGGACAGGCGAGGCUCUGCCAAGGAACUUCUGCAGCAUCCAUUUCUGCAAUCAGCGGAGCCUCUCUUAAGCCUCUUCUGACAGCCUGAUUGCUGCCAUCCCUGCAGCAAGGGAAUGCAGGAAGCAAAGGAGAUGACAAGGACCACUUCAGCACUGGAGAACAGAGCCUCUGAGAGCACGUAGGAAUCCAGAGGAGAGAGGGGCCGGGAAAGCGGCAGCCAUCAGAGCAGGAAAGGAAGGUGGCAUCUCCUUUUGUCCCACCUGCUGAUCCUCCUUCUGAAUUUCUGGUUUGGACAGCAUUGCUGGAGGGCACAGACACUACUGAUGUGCAUUUUCUGGUGGAGGGUGGUGUGAGGCAUGAAGCUUCCACUGAUUAUUUGGGGAACUUGGCUGGAACUUCAUUGGAAGUGUCUUCCUCCCCUCACCAGGAGCUGGAAGGGCAGCGUUUGGAGGCACAACAACUGCUGGCACAACGGGCAAACUUCCUGGCAGAGGUAGAGAAGGAGCAGGAGAAAAGGCUGCUUGAGAUGAAGCAGGAAGUUGCCACCAUGCAAGCUGACCAAGAAGAGAAAAUCAGCUCCAUCUCAGAACCCCACCAACACCAGUCAAGCGACAUCUCUAGGACCUUCUGAGAGACGCUCUAGCAAGACCUGCUCAGAAACGUCCUCUGGCUUAUGAAUUUACCAGUCCUGUGAUGAGCAAGAACAGGAGAAUUGGUCACCAGCCCAGUCAUGUCCAGGCAGCAGCUGGUGGCCACUUUUCUUCCUUCCUUUUGUCUUCCACAUCCCUUUGCUCUUUGGACAUGCUUCCAAGUUUUGGCUCCAUUUCCCCCUGCACUCAUGUGGUGCAAAAACGAGAGAAAUUUCAGAGUUCCAUCAUCCCAGUGCCUGCCAGGGUGCAGAGGAGAUCCCCAAUUCAAACAGGAAGAAAAAGGAAUUGGGAAGACUGAAGCAGUUGCAUCCCUUGGAUUUCGAUGAAGGAAAAAGAACAGAUACUUCCAUUGCCUCCACAUGCUCUGCAACAAGCAACCAAGCAGACUACUUGAG